AACGCCUCCAUAUAAACACAUACCCAUCCAUCACCACACCAUCACAUUGGAUUACGCGCAGCUUUACUUUCGUCCAGAGCCAACUAGUGGCCCCAUACCGCAGCAGUAUCAACAGUACCAGAAGUACCAACAGUACCAGAAGUAUCAGAAUCAGCCGUACCAGCAGAAGUAUCAACAGUAUCAGCAGUUGCCACAACAUUACAACUACAACAACUACAACUACAAUCACAACUAUAAUAUCAGCAGUUCACGUUCCACACCGACCCAUUCGCCCGCACCCUCAUACACACAUCUUCAUCAACAUUCACAUCAUCAACAGCAUCAUUUACAGCAACAAGAACAACUCAUACAACAACAUCAAAUACAGCAAUUGCAUAAACUACAACAACUACAACAGCUGCAGCAGCAGCAGCAACAUCAACAACAGCAGCAGCACCUUCCGUGCAACUACUACUCGGCGCCGCCGCCGCCACCAACAAACCCCAGUUCGGACCAUCACACGCCGAGCCACCACAGCUCGACCUACAGCACUUACGGCUCUUACGGUUCUUACGGCGGCGCAUAUCUCGGCACAAGUGGCAGUGACAGCGGCGUAGGCGGUCUCACGCCCAUCGGACGGAACUAUCGUUGGUACCACUCGAGUGGCAGUGGUGGCAGCGGCAGUAUCAGCGGGAGCAUUGGCAGCAACUAUCUCACUGCUGGCUCCCUUAGCGCGACCUACGGACGCACCUCCCCAGCGGCAUCCAUUCAGGCGCGUCCUUUGCUCGCGUCCGCGACAUCGACUGCGCCCAGCAGCACUGGUGGUUGUGGCAGCGCAUACGGUCUGGGACUUGGCCUGGGACUCGGCCUCGAUCUCGACACCAGUGACUACGAAUACGAACGAGCGUCGCUACACUCUGGCGCUUACGCUUACAAAUCGUCGUCUUCGCGACGUGGCAGCAGCCUUGCUGCCGACUACUUGUUGGACGUUGCAGCACAUUGCAGCGUACCAUCGCCGGCACUCGAACUCGAACCGGAUACUGAUCUUGAACUCGAUCUCGACCUCGAUCUCGACGUGGGCGUCGGCGUCGGUGUUGACGUUAGCGACGUUGACGACGACAUUGGCCUCGACAUUGGCUUGGGCCUUAACGUCGAGGAUCUUGAAGAUCUUGAUAUCCCGGUGCCAGAACCGGAACCAGAAACAGAAGCGGACGUACACGACGAACUUGUACGCGCGCUCGAACUCGAACUCGAUUGGGGGCUCGAAUUCAACACCAACCUUAAUCUCGUCGAGCUCAACAACGCCGAUUACGUCGGAUACGACGACAUCGACAUCGACAUUGACACAGAAGCCGAGCCGAUACUCUCGCCUGUGCUCAAUCGAUCGUUACGUCCAUUUACCUAUCCGGCGGUUACUAUCACUGCACCGGAAAAUAGUAUUGCGAGCGGGUCACCAAUACCAGCGGCGACUCCGCCACCAACACCAACGGAUUUCCUCUAUCCACAGUUGUCCGUGCACAGCAACAAAACGUCACCACAACAGCAACCGCAGCAGCAACCGCCGCAGCAACAACAACAACAAUACCAGCACCAACCACAACACUACCACCGCCAGCAACAAACAACGACGACGCGUCUACCGCAGCACGACGACAGUUGCGAAGAGUUCAAUCACUUCACCGACGAUCCGACGUCGUGCGUCGGCCAAAAAAGAAUGAUGGUUAGCCGACUGUGGAACAGUUGCUUCCCCAAAUUCACGCCGGAGCAUGUGCACCGGCACAAUUUUUACCUAUGCCAGUGGCAGCGCAACACUCAAGUGCGCAUCGUCUAUCUUUUCUACCGCUGGCUAACGGCAAUUACCUGCUUAGCGGCGCUUGUCUGCUCACUACUCGACAUCGGGCGCACCGAAGAGCAUUUCGAAAACCACUAUGCGAAGUGGUGGAUCUACCUGACACAUUGGGGUCUGCUCUUUUGCACGGUGCAAGCAUGGCUAGCGGCGUGGAUUGUUACGCAGGGCAUGAUGGUUGAACGUGAAGACUUUGAGGUUGUGCGUCAAGCGCGAAAGAGUCGCCUACAUCACAUAUACUGGGUGCUAUACACAUGUGCGACUGUGUAUUCGUUCAUCAUCACGAUGGUUUAUUGGUUGCUGGUGCAUGACCCAGAAAUUCACAAAAUAGACGCUUUAAAUAUAAUGGUGCAUGUGUUCAAUUCGGUGAUUAUGCUAAUCGAUUUAGCUAUUGUCGGACAUCCGAUCAAAUUGAGUCAUGUCUACUUUACGACCGGCAUCGGCUUGGCCUAUGGCAUAUUUACGGGCAUUUAUUUCUUGGCUGGUGGCACCGAUAGAAAAAACAAUGUCUACAUCUAUCCCAUGCUGGAUUGGACCAAACCGGGCAAGGCCAUCAUUGUCACGGUGUGUGCCAUCAUAUUCGUCUUUGUGGUGCACUUCUGUUGCUAUCUCCUCUACCGUACGCGCGUCUGGCUCUUCACUAAGCUCUGCAUACGUGGCGCGCACAACCGCGAUGGCGACAUGGGCGAAGGGCUGCACGACGAAUCGACGGCGCGUCUAGGUGGCGGCACUUCACAGGAGUAUUCACAUCAGCAACAGUAUCCGAUACUGCAUUCGGAGCAACCGCGCACCUCCACACACCACCACCAUCAGCAUACGCAGCGUCAGCAACACCAACAGCAACAGCAACAGCAACAGCAGCAGCAUCCUCAAAGUCAGUCUGGCGGAAAUGUACAAACUGUAGACAUGAUGAGCGGCGGUGGCGGUGGUGUCAGCGCCACGCAACAUACAACGCCGUCUUAUUAUCCGCAAUACUCUGGGUACCAGCAACAGCCGGUGGUGGCGGGUGUCAAUGUUGGUGUACUCAGCGCUGGUGGCUACUAUCAAUCGGAAAAUAAUAAUAAAAAUAAACAGCAGCAACAACAACAACAGCAGCAACAGCAGCAGUCGCAGCAACAACAAAAACAUUCCUCAACAACAACUGCCGCAUCCGGUUUAACUCGCACCGUGGCCCAUUUAGAUGCGGCACAGCGUGAACAAUUCCUAAAUCCAAACAAGAUUGUGGAAUAUAAAAUGUAAAGGCGUUGUACCCGGCACCGAUAUACGUUCCACUUGUCCAUGAAAUUCUUGGAGAAACACUGUGACCAAUGUCAGGCGGCCAAGCGACGCGCCGAUGCGGAAGUGCAUGCCAAAGCGCAGGCACAAGCGGCGGCGGAAGCGGCAGCCGAGGCGGCAGAAAUAGCAGCGGCCGCAGCAUUAGAAGCAGCUGCCAAAGUCAAAUCAGAAUGCGCGAAAUGUUGUUGAGCGCUGAAUGCGCGAGGCAAAAGUUGAAUCGGUGCAGCAUUCGAUGAAAGCAGCCCGAUUGGUCAGUGUUGGCAGCGCUGGCUGGCGUCACAGUGUAAGCGACGUUAUAAUGAGCUCUCGUUGUUGUUGUUUAGGAUUAAUUUUAAGGGGUUGGCGGACAGAGUGGUUGAACGAUCGGUGGCUUCGUUAUGUUGGUGUCGGGUAUAGACGUUGGUUUGCCUGGCAGAUGGUACAAGCGAACAUAGGCGCUAAGCUUGAAAUUGAAAAA
Molecule: messenger RNA, 3557 nt
Organism: Rhagoletis pomonella (apple maggot)
Lineage: Eukaryota; Metazoa; Arthropoda; Insecta; Diptera; Tephritidae
Exons: 4
Coding region: 1694-3064 (456 amino acids)
Cellular component (GO): membrane
Source: RefSeq, a predicted model, not a curated record